Messenger RNA from Staurois parvus, 283 nucleotides. The record is from the annotation of a GenBank genome assembly. Lineage: Eukaryota; Metazoa; Chordata; Amphibia; Anura; Ranidae.
UGUCGCAUUUUUGCAGCUAUUGAGAAAUACUGUGAGAGCUGUGAUUGGUCACAGAUUGUCACAUGGUACAAGGCUGUUGUGAAUAGCCUUGUACCAUGUUUCACUAGUAGUAAGCAAUGAUGUCAGAAAGUGACAUCUUGCUUACUACUCUUCAUGUGAUCACUGAUUGGCCAAUCAGUGAUCACAUGAUUGGGACCUCACACAGAGGUCCCGUAGAGUGAUCGGUUUGCUGCGCACUCCCAGGGAGCGCACACAGGCAGGGAAUGUGGGAGGACGUUUAUAA